Lodderomyces elongisporus is the source of this 3540-nucleotide messenger RNA. RefSeq names its product pyruvate carboxylase 2 (gene PYC2). Lineage: Eukaryota; Fungi; Ascomycota; Pichiomycetes; Serinales; Debaryomycetaceae. Gene Ontology annotation, cellular component: cytoplasm. Bases 1 to 3540 code for a protein of 1179 amino acids. Gene Ontology annotation, molecular function: ATP binding; pyruvate carboxylase activity; metal ion binding. The transcript has a single exon. The record is from RefSeq and is a predicted model, not a curated record. Gene Ontology annotation, biological process: gluconeogenesis; pyruvate metabolic process.
AUGACAUCAAUUGCUUCAUCAAACACUCAGGAUGGCAGAAUCAAUCAAAUGAGAAGAGACUCAACGGUACUUGGCCCCAUGAACAAAAUUCUUGUGGCAAACCGUGGUGAAAUCCCCAUUAGAAUCUUUCGUACCGCACACGAGCUCUCGAUGCAGACAGUUGCCAUCUACUCCCACGAGGACCGUUUAUCAAUGCACAGAUUGAAAGCAGACGAAUCGUAUGCAAUUGGCAAAAAAGGUCAAUUCACUCCCGUGGGUGCUUACUUGCAAAUCGACGAGAUUAUAGAUAUCGCCAAAAAACACAAUGUCAAUAUGAUCCACCCUGGUUAUGGGUUCCUCUCAGAGAAUAGUGAAUUCGCCAAGAAGGUGGAGCAAAAUGGUAUUGUUUGGAUCGGACCAAGUCACAAGACCAUCGAUGCCGUUGGUGACAAGGUCAGUGCAAGAACUUUGGCCAUUGAAAACGAUGUCCCCGUUGUUCCAGGAACUCCAGGCCCAAUCGACGAUGUUUCGGAUGCUCGCAAGUUUGUUGAAAAAUACGGAUACCCAGUGAUCAUCAAGGCCGCCUUUGGUGGUGGUGGAAGAGGUAUGAGAGUGGUGCGCGAAGGCGAUGACAUUGAAGAUGCCUUCAAGAGAGCCACCUCCGAAGCCAAGACUGCGUUUGGUAACGGUACUUGUUUUAUCGAGAGGUUUUUGGAUAAACCUAAACAUAUCGAAGUGCAACUCUUGGCCGACAAUUAUGGAAAUGUUAUCCACUUGUUUGAAAGAGAUUGCUCAGUGCAAAGAAGACAUCAAAAAGUUGUUGAAAUUGCCCCAGCCAAAAACUUGCCAAGAGAGGUUAGAGACGCAAUCUUGACCGAUGCAGUGAAAUUGGCCAAGAGUGCAAACUACAGAAACGCAGGUACUGCCGAGUUCCUUGUUGAUGAACAAAACAGACACUACUUUAUCGAAAUUAACCCAAGAAUUCAAGUUGAGCACACAAUCACCGAAGAAAUUACUGGUGUAGAUAUCGUUGCUGCACAAAUCCAAAUUGCCGCAGGUGCCUCUUUACAACAAUUGGGUCUCCUCCAGGACAAGAUCACAACCAGAGGCUUUGCAAUCCAAUGUAGAAUCACUACCGAGGACCCAGCCAAAAACUUCCAGCCAGAUACCGGUAAAAUCGAGGUUUACAGAUCAGCAGGUGGUAACGGUGUUCGUUUGGAUGGUGGUAAUGGAUUUGCCGGUUCUAUAAUCUCACCACAUUACGACUCAAUGUUGGUUAAAUGUUCUUGUUCAGGUUCAACAUUUGAAAUUGCUAGAAGAAAGAUGAUUCGUGCAUUGAUUGAGUUUAGAAUUAGAGGUGUUAAAACAAACAUUCCUUUCCUCUUGGCGCUUUUGACCAAUCAAACUUUUGUUGAAGGUGACUGUUGGACCACAUUCAUUGAUGAUACUCCAUCAUUGUUCCAAAUGAUUAGCUCACAAAACAGAGCAACCAAAUUGUUGUUGUACUUGGCCGAUCUUUAUGUCAAUGGUUCCUCGAUCAAGGGUCAAAUCGGAUACCCAAAGUUGGAUACCGAAGCCUUGAUUCCAGAAUUGCACGAACCAAGGACUGGUAUUGCAAUCGAUGUCAACCACACCCCACCACCAAGAGGUUGGAGACAAGUCUUGCUCGAAGAAGGACCAGCAAAAUUUGCUAAAAAGGUUAGAGAAUUCAAAGGUUGUUUAAUUACUGAUACCACAUGGAGAGAUGCACACCAAUCGUUACUUGCCACAAGAGUAAGGACUAUUGAUUUGCUCAACAUUGCACCAACAACUGCAUUUGCCCUUAAUGGUGCAUUCUCAUUAGAAUGUUGGGGUGGUGCUACUUUUGACGUUUGUAUGAGAUUCCUUUAUGAAGAUCCAUGGGUCAGAUUGAGACAAUUGAGAGCCUUGGUACCAAACAUUCCAUUCCAAAUGCUUUUGCGUGGUGCAAAUGGUGUCGCAUAUUCUUCUUUACCUGAUAAUGCCAUCGACCAGUUUGUCAAGGAGGCGAAGGAAAACGGUGUUGAUAUUUUCCGUGUUUUUGACGCAUUAAAUGACUUGGAACAAUUGAAAGUUGGUGUUGAUGCAGUUAAAAAGGCAGGCGGUGUCGUUGAAGCAACAGUUUGUUACUCAGGAGACAUGUUGAAACCUGGCAAGAAAUACAACCUCGAAUAUUACUUGAACUUUGUUGAUGAAGUUGUCAAGAUGGGUACUCAUUUCUUGGGUAUCAAGGAUAUGGCUGGUACAUUGAAACCAGCAGCUGCCAAAUUGUUGGUUGGUGAGAUUAGAAAGCGCCACCCUGACUUGCCUAUCCAUGUGCACACUCACGACUCAGCAGGUACUGGUGUCGCUUCAAUGACUGAGUGUGCCAAGGCAGGUGCCGAUGUUGUUGAUGCUGCUUCAAACUCGAUGUCAGGUAUGACUUCACAACCAUCAAUUAGUGCUAUUUUGGCAUCAUUUGAAGGUUCAAUUGAGUCGGGUCUCUCAGAGCAAUUGGUGAGAGAGCUCGAUGAAUACUGGGCGCAAAUGAGAUUGUUGUACAGUUGUUUUGAAGCUGAUUUGAAGGGACCAGACCCCGAAGUGUACUCGCACGAGAUUCCAGGUGGUCAAUUGACCAAUUUGCUUUUCCAAGCACAACAAUUGGGUCUCGGUACCAAGUGGCUCGAAACAAAGAAGGCUUAUAGAAUUGCUAACAAGAUUCUUGGAGAUUUGGUUAAAGUCACACCAACCUCCAAGGUUGUUGGUGAUUUAGCACAAUUUAUGGUGAGUAACAGUCUUACCGAGGAAGAUAUCAAUAGACUUGCUGGUGAAUUGGAUUUCCCAGACUCAGUCUACGAUUUCAUGGAAGGUUUAAUGGGUCAACCAUAUGGUGGAUUCCCUGAACCACUUCGUACCAACAUGUUGGGUAACAAGCGUCAAAAAUUGACCCAAAGACCCGGUUUGAGCUUACCACCAGUAAAAUUUGACGAGAUUAAACAAGAAUUGCAGUCACGUUAUGGCACUCAAGUAAGCGAGACUGAUAUUGCUUCAUAUGUCAUGUAUCCUAAAGUUUACGAAGCCUACCGUAAACAAGUUGAGAAAUAUGGUGAUUUGAGUGUUUUGCCAACACGUUACUUCCUCAAGCCUGCUAAUAUCGGACAAGAAAUUGUUGUUGACAUUGAACAAGGUAAGACCUUGAUCAUCAAAUUGCUUGCUGUUGGUGAGCUUUCGGAAAAGACAGGUUCAAGAGAAAUCUUUUUCGAGUUGAAUGGUGAAAUGAGAUCCGUCACUGUUGAAGACAAGACUGCCUCUGUUGAGACCAAAACCAGACCAAAGGCACAACAACCAAAUGAUGUUGGUGCACCAAUGUCUGGUGUUGUUAUCGAGGUUAGAACUCACAAGCACCAAGAAGUUAAGAAGGGUGAUCCAAUUGCCGUGCUCUCUGCAAUGAAGAUGGAAAUGAUCAUUAGUGCACCAGUUUCUGGUGUUGUUGGCGAUAUCUUGGUCAAGGAAGGUGAUUCUGUUGAUGCAAAUGAUUUGAUCACCAGUAUUUUGAAACAUUGA